AUGAGUUCCUCUUCAGCUGACUGUAAUAAUGAAAUUAGUAGCCCGUCAUAUAAGGUAAAUGACAACGAUACAGAUGAGAACCGAAACGUUGAUGUUUGUGAUGACGAUGACUGCGUUAUAAUCAAGGUUGUUGAAAAGACGCCCUUAUAUAAAAUGUGUGGACAUAAACUACAGACGAGAGAAGAUUCAAUUAACUUACAGCCUACGAAAUCAAAAGAGGGCGGAUUAAACAAUGGAUCUGAGAGCAUCCGGCCUAAUGAUAAUAUCUUUCCAGCCCAACCUGGGCAGGAGCAACUUAGAAGAAAUCCCAAGCGGCUAGCAAAGCAGCUGAACAACAGAAAGAGAAGACUGGAGUCGAAAUAUGAUUUCUCGUAUAUACCAGCUCAUAAAUUUGCUCCAAAGAAAAAGAAAAUUCUUAAAUGUACGAAAGAAAUCCAUACACAUAUUGAUAGCAGCAACCAGAACAAACUUUUAGCGGAAAGUAAGGAUGCCAGAGCGCAACUCCCUUGCAACAAACAAAUUAAUGAGAGAACAGCUGAUAACAAUGAAGAACACGCGCUGAAUAAGGUGCGGACAAGAUCUCGGUGUACAGAGGCAAGUGAGUUUGCACCACCGUCUCCUGAAAAAUUGUGGGAAUGGAGAGAAUGGCCAGCUGAAGGGAUGCAUGAACGGCCUGUCUACCAAGAUUCACAGGACAGAAAACAUCUCCAGGAGGUUGCUCAUCAUGCUCUCCAUGCUGUGUUGGCUUUCUGUGUCAUGGUAUGUAACCAGAAAACAACCUCUGAGAGUGCAUAUUCAUCUAACAAGUGUUUAAAAAACUUUAUUUCUUCAAAAAAAUAUUCUGAGGUUUGUGGAAGUAAGUGCAAGCAUGAUAACUGUUCCACUAAUGAUCUGAUUUUGGGAAAAGAAGUAUUAUCUCCAUGUUACACAAAGCCAUCGACAGGAUUUUUUCAGUUAGAAGAGCAGGUACAUGUUAGCUCUCAUGAAACAGGUAUCACAAAACUCCUCAGUACUGAAGAAAAUACCAAGGUUAACAAUGAAGUCAGACGUGUCAGGGACCAAAAAGUUCAUUAUGGAAAAGAAGUGGAAAAUAUUUUAAAUAGUAGUAACAGCAGCACUGUUUCUGGGGACAGUGGUGACCUAAUCAUAGCAGAAAAUGAAGAUGAAAAUGAACAAGAAAGCAUUACACCUGUACUUCAUACAGAAAAAUCGUCAGAUUAUAAAGACAAGAUUCUAACAGUAAAAUUGAAUGAUCAUUUAACAUCAGUAAUUAAACAAGAGUUCAUUUCUCAAGCAUCUUGUACGGACCUUCAAGAGGGACAUCAAGAUAAACCAGGAGUAUUGAGGGACCAACUUUGUACAUGGAAAAUGUCUGUUCCAGGUGCCACCAGAUCAGAGUUACAUUUUCUGAGACAAGACAUGAAGAAUUUAUUCACAGAAGAACUGCCCAAAACUAUGAAUGAUAAUGUGACAUUAGAAGAUUUGCAGGACCUUAUUAAUUACACAGCAUUGUUGUAUUGUUUAGUGUGUUCUGUGCCACAAAGUGCACUUGCACAUUACAUAAAUUCUUUGACUCCUUCCAGUAUUCUGGAAUGGCUGUCUGAAGUUUCACAAAACAUGCAGAUAGAAUGAUUAUCUAUUUUUGCUUAUCUCUAUCAUACUCAUUUCAACAUACUAUUCCCUUUUUUAGAACAUUAUUAUUGUGUUGUAACAACUUUGUUUCAAACAUUUAAAAGCUUGAUUGCAUCAUAGAAGGAAAUUUGUGCUGACUGUUGGUAAUAUGUGACAUGAUAUUUGUGGAAAUCAUAAAAUGUCAAACCUGUCUGAAAUUUUAUGUCAAUAUUGUUCUUAAUAAUCUUUUUACCAAAUUAUACUCGGAGCACAUGCCUGAAGAUGGUAUUUUUUGCAAGAAUGCUGGAUGCUUGAUUAUUGUAUAAAUCUAUUGAGCUAAGCUUUACGUUUAUUCAUUUGUCUUAGUAAAUAACUAUUGAUUCAAGUAUACUCAAAAUUUGUCUUACCUAAGUUCCA
This is a messenger RNA of Schistocerca serialis cubense, 2028 nucleotides long. RefSeq lists its product as uncharacterized. The record is from RefSeq and is a predicted model, not a curated record. Bases 1 to 1632 code for a protein of 543 amino acids. Lineage: Eukaryota; Metazoa; Arthropoda; Insecta; Orthoptera; Acrididae. The transcript has 2 exons.